Messenger RNA from Drosophila teissieri, 909 nucleotides. RefSeq lists its product as uncharacterized. NCBI's taxonomy places the organism in Eukaryota, Metazoa, Arthropoda, Insecta, Diptera, Drosophilidae. The transcript has 2 exons. The coding region runs from base 78 to 866 and encodes 262 amino acids. The record is from RefSeq and is a predicted model, not a curated record.
UACAUCUACACGAUUUGCUCAGACAGUCAGGCAGUUAACACACACACAAACACACACACUACACGUUUAUAAACAAAAUGGAACACAGAGUUGAGUUGUUGUUCGAUCCCUCAGUGGCAUUCAGGGUGGAGCGCAGAUCGGAAAACAGAGCAACCAAAGUGGAGGAGGAGGAGCCGCAUCUAACGAAGCAGCUCAAGAAGCACUACGGGAUUGAGGCAGAAGUUCUGGGGCUCCUUGUGAACCUGGAGCUGCGCUAUAAGGAAUACUACAAUCUAUAUCAGUGCGAAAUGAAGGCACAGAAGAUACUGAUUGAACGCAUAUGGCUGCUAACCCAGCGAUACCUGAUCCUGAUCAGUUCGGAGCAGAGCUGUCGGUAUCCCGAGGUCUACACCCUGUCCACCGAGGAGGCCAUCAUCAACGAGUACGAGGAAAAGUUGGAGGUUGUGCGGGCUUCGAACAACAAAAUGAAAAACGCCCUAAUGGAAAUCAAUCAGCAGUGCAAGGAGUUCUAUGCCGCCUACGAGCGUCUGGACAAGACCCAGGAAACGCCCUUCAUCAUCGGUGAUAGCCAUCAUAGAAGCAUCAGGUACCACAAGAUCAUGGCCGUCGACAUAUUCAACUACUUGUACGCCACAGUGCUGAAGCUCAAGUGCUUCAUGCACCAGCUGGAUCCCGUGAAUCUGGAAAGUGUCGAGGAGUACCGCGACCUCCUCCAAAACGAAUCCCUACUGGAGGAGUUCGAGGAGUAUCUGAAUGACCACUUUGUGUACUGCAAGUGCAUGUACCCGAUCCCAACCUGUCCCAUCUUGAAGCUGAAGUGUUCGCACCAAAACAUCACAAAUUUAAAGUAUGUCAGUCGCAUCUAAUCGAGCCAAAACGAGCAAAUAAACAGAAGCCCUAUAAAAAUAA